This is a messenger RNA of Iphiclides podalirius (scarce swallowtail), 480 nucleotides long. The record is from the annotation of a GenBank genome assembly. Lineage: Eukaryota; Metazoa; Arthropoda; Insecta; Lepidoptera; Papilionidae.
AUGGUAAUUCUUAACAAAUCUAAUAUUACAUUUCCUUUCGGGAACAGAAAAAUACUUUUGGAUUACGAAUACUCUGAUGGAUAUCACAAAAUAAAAAAGAGAACUCUGUCUAAUACUGAUUACAACACAGAUGAUGAUUUAAUAUAUUUAAGUGAUGGCUAUCACUUGCUGCCAUAUAUUAAGCUAACAAAUGAAACAUCGCCACAAAACGGAGUUCUGAUACAAGAAGCCAAAUGUUUAAAUAAAAGAUGCAUCAGAUGCAGAUCAAGAGGGGAACUAGGCUCAUGUGGUGAUCCAUUCCCUUUCAAUGUGACUGAGCCGGAAGUAGAAAUGGGUAUCCAUGUGGUUGCAUGCCCAUCAGGCUGGUGUGGCAAGUCUUAUGAGGGCAACAUUAAUGCUAUUAAAAAUGAUGAUUAUGGAGCAGCAACUGAAAGAAUGUGUUUGCAACGGCCACCUAGUGAUUAUCAAGAAAGAGUGUUG